AUGAAAUGUGUAGAUGAGCGAAGAGUUGAAGAAUGGAGUCAAUCAACGCAUUGCAAUCUUCUUCAUAUUAUAAACAAUGAUAAAGAAAAGGCGGAUUUUCUUCGCCAUUUUGGAAAACUCUUUACAAAGCUUAUUGCAAGAAAGAGAGAAAAUUUCCUCAAAGCCAACAGCAAGGUACUUUGUGUAAAAGUUUGA
Molecule: messenger RNA, 195 nt
Organism: Clunio marinus
Lineage: Eukaryota; Metazoa; Arthropoda; Insecta; Diptera; Chironomidae
Source: the annotation of a GenBank genome assembly